Peronospora matthiolae is the source of this 4224-nucleotide messenger RNA. NCBI's taxonomy places the organism in Eukaryota, Oomycota, Peronosporomycetes, Peronosporales, Peronosporaceae. The record is from the annotation of a GenBank genome assembly.
AUGACGUGGACCUGCACGGCGUGUGAGUUCACGGCCAAUGAAGACGGCCAAGAGGCGUGUGUCGCCUGUGGCUCCGAGCGUCCCGAGGAAGAAGAGCCGCCGGAAGCUGUAGCUGAUCUGAGCAACGGAGACGGCGCGGUGCCUGAGGUCGUGGUGAUCGAGCUGCCUGCCAAGGAGAAGCUCGGCGUGAAGCUGAUGCCGCCCAAAGACGGUGUGAUUAACCACGGGUUAGCGAUCGACAACAUUAACAAUCCGUUGCUGGAGAACAAGGUGCAGGCGGGCGAUUUGAUCGUCGCGAUUGGCGGCCAGAGCGUGGACGGCAUGGGGUUUUCCGACGCGAUUGACUUGAUCCGGAAGAUGCCGCGGCCGUUGGCGAUCUCCUUUGAGAUUGACGAAGUGCGGCGUCAAGAAGUCGUGCGAGAGAAGUUCCAGCUGAACAAAGACGACGACCUGGACACGCAGCUGACGACGUAUGCCGUCGUGUUUGAUAAUGGGCCCAUGGGAUUGAAUCUAGAAGAAGCCGUGCGAUACGGUAUUGACGGAGCUGUGGUCCGCGCAUUGAAAGGCCAGGCGAAGACGAGCGGCAUGAUUACGAUUGGCGAUAUCGUGUACAAGGUAAACGAGACCGACGUGUUGUGUAUGCCGUACCUUGAAGUCAUGAACGUCCUGCGCAAUGCGACGGCCCCGAAGACGUUGCAGUUUGUACCUAAAGAUAAGCUGGCAGAUGUGCAGCGUGUAAACUCUCGUCACUCCGAGUCGUUCCGGCUUCGUGAGUCGACGUCAAACGUGAAGCAAAAGCUCAUGAAUAACCCACGCAUUGUCAAGGACGAUGGCAACGACGGUGACGAUAAUCAGUCUAUUGCACAGUUGAUUCUGGAUAAUAAAGCAGCGACGAUCAAGAAGGGGCGUAUGUACAAGCAGGGACGUGUGAUGCGCAAUUGGAAGUCGCGAUACUUUGUGUUGAGUGUGUCAAAAGUGGAGUAUUUCAAGAGCCCGAGCUCAACAGCAGCGCGCGGUGAGAUGAGCUUUCUGGAUCACCGCUGUACCGUUCGUUCGCUACCUGGAACAGGUGACGUGGUUUGUCGAUCUCCAAACGUGACAGCAGAGUAUUUGCUCGAGCUCCGCGUGGAUGAUCGUCGUAUGGUGAUGGCCUGUACAUCAGAAUCGGACAAGAAAGGCUGGAUGGAUGCGAUCAAGUUGGCUAUCGAUGCCUCAAAGACUGUCAAUCGCACACAGAAUCUUGGGGAGUCGCUGCGCGAAGCCAAGGCGUUGCGAACACAGCGCACCGAGAGUGUUUCGAUGGAUGGAACGUUCUUGGACCGCAAUGCCGGUGGACGUCUUUCGCAGUUCAACUACGAUGCAUUUUCGACCCCUGUCAUUCACGUCGGUGUUCUGUCUGCGACUAAUUUGACAAAGUCAGGCAGUUCCGUGAACGCACUUUGUGAGGUCACUGUAGGGGCAGAGACUUUUAAAACUUCCGUGGUGAAGAACCAGCGUUCGCCGGUGUGGAAACAGGACAACUCAGCCUCCUUUGAAGUUCCGAGCGAUGAGAUGGUGGUAGAGGUCCGCAUUUUCAACGAGCACUUGUUCCGCACCACGGAGCUCAUUGCAACGCUUUCGAUUCCGUUGAAGUCGCUGCCGAAUAUGCAAAAGACGGCAAAGAAGUAUCCGCUAGCACUUGGCAGCCGUUCCGCCGGCGCUGUGCUAACCUUGUCACUGGAAUACGUGAACAAACAGAAGGCUUACGAAGAGGACCAAGAGCGCGGCCGUCUCGGUGAUGACCUGGACAGCAACGGUAUGAUGAAUGAGCGUGACGAAAUGGUCAAGAUUAAGGCCGAGGCUCAGAUGGCUGCCGAUGAAGCUACACAUCACGCUGCUCGAGCCCAGGAGGAAGCACAUAUGCUACUUGAGCAAUCUCGACAGAAGGCAGAAGCAGCUAUGGCUGCAGCUCGCGAAGAACAGCGUGAAGGCAAGGCCGCAGUGGAAAAAGCAAUGGCGGAAGCAGCUCGCGCAAAAGAAGAAGCAGAGAAGCAGCUUGCAGAAGCCAGGCGGGCUCAGGAAGAGGCACAAAAGCUGAUUGAGGCAAACCGUCGUAUUCAGGAGUCUGACGUUCAGGGGCCAUCGAUUUAUGGUGUGUAUCGGCGUAUGAUCCAAGACGGCGAGUCGAAUGACGCCGUCAAGCAGAAAAUGCAAGAGGAUGGUGUCGAUGAGUUGGGUAUCCAAGCGUUCUUUGACGGCAUCAACGCGUACGACGAGAAAAUUCGAGCGUUGCAAGCAGAAGUUGAAAAACUGAAGCGAAGCCGUUCCGGCCGACAGAAGGAGGAGCCAAGAGCCCAGGAUAUGCUAGCCAACCUGGACAUCUCUAGCGACCAAGUAAAGCUGCUCCGCCGGCUAUUGAAACUCGAGAAACAGUUGCAACAAGCUGGUAUUGCUGUUGCUGCUGAUAUUCCUUACGAAGAAGCUAUGGCAAAGGUGCAAGAAAUCUCUAGACGAAUGCAAGAGAUUGGUUCUGCUGAUGUGACGCAUCCGGAUGCAGCAAUCCAGAAGCAGCUUCGCGAAGAAUACUAUCGUUUGGAGCAGGAUAUGGAGAAGUAUAACACGGCCCUGAUGCUAACCGACGAGUAUGCUGCAGAAGAAGCGCGAAAGGAGCGUGAGUGGGAAGAGGAAAACUACGAAGAAAACGUGAAAGCUCUCAAGGCUGUACGCCGGAUGAUGCCAGUUGACGUGAAGAAGAUGUCGGAAGCCGAUUUGCAGUCAGUGAAAUCACCGAACGGCAAGGUACUUCCUCGUGAAGUUGCUCGGAAGUUUAAGCGAUCGAAUGUCUUGGAACUGAUUCGUAUGGACCCAGCGGAUAUUGCGAAGAACCACCCAUCGCUGCUGGAAAAUCUUCGUGUGACUGGUCUCACAGUAACAGAACGCCGAGCAAUGCACAUGCACCUACGCGAUGUAGCAAAGAUUUGGAAGACCCAACAGGGUGAAGAAAUGACGAAGAAGAAGUAUGAGUGGUUUAAGACUCUAAAGGAGACGUUUAAGACCGUUGUGAACUCAUACAACAAACACGUGAAGCAGUACGGACCAGCGGACAAUCAUCCGUAUGCCACGCGCGAUGACCCUGACAUCGGCUGUCCAAUGAUCGGUAAGCAGUGCCCGAUUAAAGCAAAUCAGAACCCUGCAUACGAUCAGGACCUCGGCUAUCCAGAUGGCGACGUGUACAUGGAAUCGACGGUACAAAAGGGUAAUCCCGAUGAUGCUGGUGCGCGAGCUUUGGCAGAAGCGCAGGAAUUGGCUCGAGCAAAGCUUGCUAACUCGCGUGCUGACGCAUUGAAAAAGCACUAUCGCAACGUGCGAAUGGUUGCAGAAGCAAACGGUGCAUGCGAAUUAAUCGACACAUCGCUGGAUCAGAUCGAGAAUCGGCAGUUGCAGUGGUUCCAAGCUAGACUUAAGCGCCGGCUCGAACGGACCGAGACUGCUGCAACAAUCAAGAUGGAGCUGGCUGAGUUUGGAGAAGUAGUGAACGAGAUUCGUUUGGUGAGCUUGAAAUUUGCCGAGCGGUCGGGUAUGAAUCUUUCUGGCAAGCGAAAUUUGGCGCUGGAUACGAAAGAUACGCGUUCUUGUAUUGAAUGCAACCUGAUCUUGCUAUACUGUGAAGCGGUAGUUGACUGUUUCGACGGUAUGGAUGAGCGGAUGGAUGAAGUAAAAGCAAGUGACAAGCGUUUGCGAUCGGCGAUUCCUGUCAUUCGGGGCUUGAUGAAGGAUUUGGGUGAAAAGAGUCAAAGCACUCUCGACUCAAUGAAGGACAAGGGCCCAGCAAUGACUCGCCGCGUGAAGACGAGAGUUGAAAUCAUGAAGGAAGCAAAGGAGAAGAACAAAAGUGCCGCUCCACCGGCAGAAACUAAACCGGCCGAGGAAGCUCCCGGCUCAGGUCGGGCGCCGCAUCCGCUGAUGGCUGGACGAGGUAGAGGACGCAGUGGCCGUGGUGGUGGUCGUGAUAAUCUUUUUGCAGCGCUCAAAGAACGUGGUGGUGGCGGCGGCGAUGAUGGGGAUGCUCCUCCAGCGGCACCUGUCAACUUCCUGGCUUCAAUCCGCGGUCGAGGCCGCGGUACUCCGGGUGGCCCGGGUCGUGGUGAUUUGUUUUCUGCAAUCAAGGGCCGUGGCGGCGGUGACGGCCCAGCUGGUGGACGAGGUGGUCUCAUGGCUGCUAUUGCUGCGCGAAACAAGGAGUAG